AUGGAGGACUUACCGAAGCCGAUCCCAUACGACUACGAAGCAUUAGUUAUUCGGCCGUGUGGUGCUGAAUAUCAGCAUUAUGAGACAGAUCUCGUUCUGAUUCUCAAAUCUCAGAGGGUUUGUUUUGUUUUUCCUAAUGACAAUAACAAUAUUUGUUUUCAGGAACGAUACACAAAGAACCGCAUCUACGGAAUCAGCAGGGAAGCGUUCCUUCCACCCGUCAUCGAGAAGAGCUACGAUAAUUUCGAGCUAGCCAAAAACCUAGAGAGACGCUACGCGACUCCACUCAAAUUCGGCGACAUCGUCAUAUUUAACGAUUCGGACAUCAAUCAUCACGAGAGCUUGAUUCUCCGAUUCAAACGCGAAAAACCACUAUAUGAGGUGUCUUCGAACAAUUUUGGUCCACUUUUGAGAAUCGGUGGCGUCAUUAGUCCAAUGAAGCUGAACACUUUCUGGACUCCAUUGGAAGACUUGGUCAUUCCAACCGAUAUAGCACCACUUGCCGAGCCGAACGUAUGGCUGACGGCGUGGAUUCGAAUCGAAACUAACAUGUUGCACAGCAAGGACAACUAUCAUCUGGAGUACACGUUCGACUCAUUUGCCGGUUGCGAUCCAUCAGACCAGGCACGCGUUGCCGCAGCUCCAUGGCACAGUCGAUCUAUCGAUUCCCAAUUCUCAAUGUUGCCUGCAGAGCCAACACCGUGUGAAAGUGACGAUGAAAUCGAUUUGGAGCCGAGAAAGGAUAUCUACGUCAAAGAGGAUAAAUGGGCGGAGAAAAUCAAUCGACAACUGGGUCUGUUCGUUGGUGGACGUCUUCUUUUGUGCAAAGAUCUACCACAAUACGAUUUCAUCAUCCCACUUCUGAAACCAGUCGCCGUCGCUCCCGGAGAGGAUAGAACAUUCAUCUACCCAUCAAUUGGAGAAUACUUCCACUUCUGCGCCGUUUGGUCUAUUCACCACAAAGGCUUCCUAGUCACCGAAAUGCUGCCAUUCCAGAUUCUUAGAGGAUAUUCUACGAGUGUCAGUGGAAAUAUUCUCGUCCGUGUCAACCAAGCAUCUCUCGGUGGACUCUUCACCGACUCAGACAGCAGUCUCGGAUUGUUGGACGAUCCAUAUCACACAUUGUGCUUCUCUGAGUUCCAUCCAGCUGCUCACGGUGGAUUGAAAGCGUUGGUUGAGGUCCACGCAGUGCGUUCCUCUGAAAACCGUUCCGUGCGUUGGCGUAUCGUCCGAACGAUUUACGAGGACGAUCACGUGUCGAGAUUCGCCUCAUGGCUGGCAGCGGCGACUUUCUGUGUUGGACCGAUCCAUGGAAUGGUUAUCAGCAAGGAUACGGUGAUCAGCGGCGACUAUCCGAGCGUCUACUUCCGUUUGCCUCCAAAUUCCAACUUGAUCGCUGGAUGUGGAGUUCGAUUCCGCGGAAGACGAGCGGCAGGAGUUAACAGCGAAAUCAUGAUCGAAGAGAUUCACACCAAUCCGAAAUUUUCGGCAAGAAAAGUGAUCGGACAAGAAGAGAAUCUUCUCUUCCAAGUACCACUGAAGAUGAUUCUUGGCCAUGAACAGCUGGCAAGAAAUGAAGUCUUCGGUCCAGUGGAUAUGCGACAGUUGGAUCCACCAGAGGACACUGAUGAUGGGGUAUUCUACGCAUGGGUCCGGGAAUCACCAACAAUCGACAAUUGCCGUCGUGCAUGCACUAUCAUGGAAGUUUUCUCGGUCGCACUGAACACACCACUUCUUCCUGCUCUCAGUGGAUCUUCGAGAAGUGGAAGUCGCCAUAGCGGUUCGUCACGCGCAACACUAAGUAGCAGCUCGCACGGAGGAUCAACAUCGUCUCGCAAUUCUACCAGAUCUAUCAACUCGAAUAGAUUCGUCGGUGGUCCAGCUCGCAGCACUCCGGGUAGCAUCAGCAACAGAGGAGCUCCAAACGAUUCGGAUGCUUGA
This is a messenger RNA of Caenorhabditis briggsae, 1941 nucleotides long. RefSeq names its product Protein CBR-DEPS-1 (gene Cbr-deps-1). The record is from RefSeq and is a predicted model, not a curated record. The transcript has 6 exons. NCBI's taxonomy places the organism in Eukaryota, Metazoa, Nematoda, Chromadorea, Rhabditida, Rhabditidae. Bases 1 to 1941 code for a protein of 646 amino acids.